AAAUCAAAUCUACUUAUUUGUACACUACCUUCUAAAUCUAUAGUUUUGCUUAGGAACUAUGGCUGUCUUCUCCGGUGAUCACUGGACAUUUAUCUUUGGCCUCUGUGGAAACAUCAUCUCCUUCUUCGUGUUCCUGGCGCCACUGCCUACGUUCUAUAAAAUAUACAAGAAGAAAUCGACGGACGGAUUUCAAUCAAUACCAUACGUGGUUGCGCUUUUCAGUGCUAUGCUUUGGAUUUACUAUGCAUUUCUCAAAUCCAAUACUACUCUUCUCAUCACCAUCAACUCCUUUGGAUGCUUCAUCGAAACCUUAUAUGUUUGCUUCUUCCUCUUCUAUGCAUCAAAGAAAGACAGGAUACAUACGAUGAAGUUACUUCUGGUGUCGGUAUUUGGUGGUUUUGGUGCUAUAGUUCUGGUUACGCAGUUUCUGUUCAAAGGCGUAGUUCGUGCACAAGUGGUGGGAUGGAUUUGCCUGGUCUUCUCCUUGUGUGUAUUUGUGGCUCCAUUGUGCAUCCUGAGGCAAGUAAUGAGAACAAAGAGCGUGGAACAUAUGCCAUUUUUGCUAUCGGUUUUCCUCACACUAAGUGCGGUUGCAUGGUUCUUCUAUGGUCUUCUACUAAAAGACUUCAAUAUUGCUAUUCCGAACGUGUUGGGAUUCGUAUUUGGAAUUCUUCAGAUUUUGCUGUACGCCAUGUACAGGAAGAAGACUAUCCCUGGGGAAGAAAAACUCCCAGAAAUUGUACUGCAAAGCCCCCCUGUAGCUGUUAUAAUUCUGGAAGAAAAUAAUAAUAAUUAUAAUAACAACAACAAGAAGAACACAACACAGAUUCCUGAGCUUACCCAGGAACAAAUCAUCGACAUUAUGAAGCUUGGAUCCCUUCAGGUUUGUAAGGACGACAAAAUCAACGUGCCUUCACGCGCUUAUUGAAGCUAAGCUAAUUAAGCUGCUGCUCGAUCCUAUGAUCGGAUUGCCGAUUUGUUUUGUGUGUUUGAAUUGUAGCUAGGUAGCUAGCACGUUAGGUUGUUGCAUGUACACAUGAAAUGUAACUUUGAUUUUUAUGUCAACCUUAUCAAAUAUCAAUGCACUUUCUUUAAUUUCCUUUUAAUAUAC
Molecule: messenger RNA, 1111 nt
Organism: Ipomoea nil (Japanese morning glory)
Lineage: Eukaryota; Viridiplantae; Streptophyta; Magnoliopsida; Solanales; Convolvulaceae
Product: bidirectional sugar transporter SWEET12-like
Exons: 7
Coding region: 59-928 (289 amino acids)
Biological process (GO): carbohydrate transport
Cellular component (GO): membrane
Molecular function (GO): sugar transmembrane transporter activity
Source: RefSeq, a predicted model, not a curated record